AUGGUCUUAGAGGGUACUCUCUACGUCGGUUUUGUGAGAUCCAACCUUGGCAACAAUCUCUUGGUAUUGUAUCCAAGUGAUGUUUUUGUGUUCCCAAAGGGUCUUAUUCACUUCCAAUUUAAUGAGGGAAAUUCUAAUGCAGUAGCUCUUUCUGGCCUGCGUAACCAAAACCACGGUGUCAUUACCGUUGCUAAUGCCGUGUUUGGGAGAAAUCCAAAGAUUUAUGAUGAUGUACUUGCCAAGGCAUUCCAAGUGGACAAGAACGUAGUGGACAAUCUUCAAGCUCAAUUUUGGUGGCCCGUCAACAAGAAAAUAAAGAGAAAACUCACGAAUCCACUCUUUGUUAAACUUUAA
This is a messenger RNA of Camellia sinensis, 354 nucleotides long. The record is from RefSeq and is a predicted model, not a curated record. Lineage: Eukaryota; Viridiplantae; Streptophyta; Magnoliopsida; Ericales; Theaceae.